AUGUGGCAGGGACUCCAGACAAUCCCAGAGAUCAUAAAGGGAAAGCCAGCCACGUCCCGUAACACGGACGCCUCGCUCCCGGACACCGACGCCUCGCUCCCGGACACCGACCCUCGCUCCCGGACACCGACCCCUCGCUCCCGGACACCGACGCCUCGCUCCCGGACACCGACCCCUCGCUCCCGGACACCGACCCCUCGCUCCCGGACACCGACGCCUCGCUCCCGGACACCGACCCCUCGCUCCCGGACACCGACCCCUCGCUCCCGGACACCGACGCCACGUUCCCGGACACGACCCCUCGCUCCCGGACACCGACCCCUCGCUCCCGGACACCGACGCCACGUUCCAGGACACCGACCCCUCGCUCCCGGACACCGACGCCUCGCUCCCGGACACCGACCCCUCGCUCCCGGACACCGACCCCUCGCUCCCGGACACCGACGCCUCGCUCCCGGACACCGACGCCUCGCUCCCGGACACCGACGCCUCGCUCCCGGACACCGAUGCCACGUCCCGGACACCGAUGCCACGUCCCAGACACCGACCCCUCGCUCCCGGACACUGAUGCCACAUCCCCACACCCCUCGCUCCCGGACACCGACCCCCUCGCUCCCGGACACACAGACCCCUCGCUCCCGGACACCGACCCUUCAUUCCCGGACACCGACCCCGCUCCCGGACACAGGCCCCUCGCUCCCGGACACAGACCCUCGCUCCCGGACGGACACAGACCCCUCGCUCCCGGACACCGACCCCCUCGCUCCCGGACACCGACCCCUCGCUCCCGGACACCGACCUCUCGCUCCCGAACACCGAUGCCACGUCCCGGACACCGACCUCUCGCUCCCGAACACCGAUACCACGUCCCGGGCACCGACGCCUCGCUCCCGGACACCGAUGCCUCGCUCCCGGAAAAGCUUAACACCUUUUUUGGCUGCUUCGAGGAAAACAAUGCUGGCCUUCUAG
This is a messenger RNA of Oncorhynchus keta (chum salmon), 969 nucleotides long. RefSeq lists its product as uncharacterized. The record is from RefSeq and is a predicted model, not a curated record. The coding region runs from base 1 to 969 and encodes 322 amino acids. The transcript has a single exon. NCBI's taxonomy places the organism in Eukaryota, Metazoa, Chordata, Actinopteri, Salmoniformes, Salmonidae.